This is a messenger RNA of Fimicolochytrium jonesii, 1259 nucleotides long. RefSeq names its product clathrin light chain-domain-containing protein. Gene Ontology annotation, cellular component: plasma membrane; clathrin coat of coated pit; clathrin coat of trans-Golgi network vesicle. Lineage: Eukaryota; Fungi; Chytridiomycota; Chytridiomycetes; Spizellomycetales; Powellomycetaceae. The transcript has 3 exons. Gene Ontology annotation, molecular function: clathrin heavy chain binding; structural molecule activity. The coding region runs from base 179 to 1033 and encodes 284 amino acids. The record is from RefSeq and is a predicted model, not a curated record. Gene Ontology annotation, biological process: intracellular protein transport; clathrin coat assembly; clathrin-dependent endocytosis.
CUUGAGGCGAGAGCGGCGCGAGCGGCCGACCUUGGGCGAACGAACAUCUCCAGCAUCACCCAGCAAACGAGCCACCAUCGGCGAAACAACAGGCAAAGGUCCUAGAUAAAGUUGUCAAGCGAAUCAGUGACUAGCAGCGAAGACUCCCUCAAACCCUUCCAACUCUAACCUCGCCAGCAUGUCGGAAUUCGGCGACUUUUCGGGCACUCCAUCGGGGGGUGCGCCUCCUGUCGGCGACUUUGGCGACUUCAGUGACCCUACUGCUGAUUUCUUGGCGCGGGAGAAGGCACUGCUAGGUGAUGAUGCUGCCCUCUUCGGAAACCACUUUGACGGACCGGUGCAGUCAUCCGGUGUUCCCGACUUCGCCAGUGCCACACCGGGUCCCAUCGUGGAGGGCUUUGCAACAGACGCGUUCGAUUCCCAGCCCGGCUUCUCGUCCGAAUUGAACGCUGCAGCGGCCAUGCCCCUACCCUUCGAACACACGGGUGCUUCGUCUCAGAACAGCUUCGAUGCCACCAGCGCCACCUCAAACGCCUUCCCAGCCGAACCCGAAGUUGAGCCCGAAGUUAUUCGCGAAUGGCGAGCUUCUUUCCAGGCUCUCAUCGCCGACCGCGAUGCCAAAUCUCAGUCGAAACAGCAGGAGCUGCUUAGGAACGCCAAGGAGUCUUUAGAGAGGUUCUAUGCUGAAUAUAACGAGAAGAAAGCAAAGAGUGUUGCAAGAAAUAAGGAUCAGGAGACGAAGGCUAUUGCUGACCGGGACGACACUACAAGUGGCACCGUCUGGGACCGUGUCGUGAAACAAAUUGAGCAAGUAACCCAAACCGCGUCAGGCAGCAGCACUACUAAGGGAAAGGUCGUCGAUCUUAACAAAGGCCGUCUUACGACAACCGGCGCUGACGCAAAGGCCGAUAAGUCGAAGGAUGCCAAUAAAAAUAAAGAGACUGUGAAGGUUCGGGACACGGCCCGUAUGAAGCAGCUUCUCAUGUCGCUGAGGAAGGAUCCCAAUGCUCCUGGCGUGAAGGCGGCCGCCUAGAUCAUAGCGAACGAUAUUAUUCGAAAAUACAGUUGUACCGUCACUGUUGAUGAAGCAUAGUGCCUCGGUUCCCGUUCUUGAAUUAAUGCUCUUCUAGUGUUGGCUCGGGCUCGGAGACAAUCACGGAAGUAGGGAGUUGGUCGCACAGAGGGCAUCCGCAGAUUUACUGUUUCCGAUGAAUUGACAGUAUUUUCUGCCGGAUCAUUUCUUUUGGGCAGCAGAUGCA